UGCGUGUGUGCGUGCGUGUGUGCGUGUGUGUGUGAGCGAGAGACCCGUGUAACACUACUCGGAUCUGCACACGGAGGACUAGUUGGUUUGGACACUUGAGUUACAGGCGCUCAGAACACCAUGACGUGCGCAAGGAGUCAGGUGCAAACGGCGAGUGCGCUCGGUUGCAUGGUCUUCACGAUAACUCCAGUCGGUUAGAUCUCUCUCAGAAGGAUAAUAACAAAAGAAAGCUAAUAAUAGCGGCCAAACACUUUGACGACGUAUUGACUCCUAUAUUGGACUUAGAGAGGGAUAAAGCAUGAUGGUUGUAUAAGGAACGGGUGCCUUUUGGCGCUGUAUAAAUCACAGAAGGUGCCUUUUUCAGUACUUUACAAACACCUGUCAACAAUUGGAAGAUGAAGUUUGGGAAGAGCAUCUGUAUCCUUAAUGUGGGUGGCACAAAAUAUGCGUUCCCUAAGGAUGUGAUAAAGGAUUUCCCUCUGAGCAGAGUGAGCCGUUUGCACAAAUGCGCAUCGGAGAAAGAAGUACUGGAAGUGUGUGACGACUAUGAUCGGGAACGGAAUGAGUUUUUCUUCGAUAGGCACUCCGAGGCUUUUUGUUUCAUCAUGCUGUACGUGAAGUAUGGAAAGCUACGGUUCGUCCCGCAGAUGUGCGAGCUAUCAUUCUAUAACGAAAUGAUUUACUGGGGGCUGGAGAGCUCACACUUGGAGUUUUGCUGCCAGCGGAGACUGGACAAUAAGAUGUCCGACUCGUAUAUUCAUUUCUCCGAGGAGGAAGUCAAACUCGAGGAAGAGUUGAAGGGCGAGAAUUUGGUGACUCGCGUGGUCACGGAGAGAGAGGAGUCCAAGUGGCUGGAGAGAAUGAGAAGUACUUUUGAGGAGCCGACUUCAUCAGUCGCAGCACAAAUCCUGGCCUCCGUGUCCGUUAUAUUUGUUUUAGUGUCCAUGGUGAUGCUUUGUGUGAGUACUUUGCCAGAUUGGAAAACCGCUGAGAACAACAGCGUGGAGGAACACCGGUACAAUCCAGACUCUUUAGAGCAUCCAUCCGGGAUCAUCGAGGCUGUGUGUAUCGGCUGGUUCACCGCUGAGUGCAUUGUGCGCUUCAUCGUGUCGCGGGACAAGUGUGAGUUUGUCAAACGGCCCCUCAACAUCAUCGACCUACUGGCCAUUACACCCUACUACAUCUCCAUCUCCAUGACGAUGCUGACAGGGGAGAACUCCCAGCUUCAGCGGGCGGGCGUCACCCUGCGUGUUCUGCGCAUGAUGCGCAUCUUCUGGGUGAUCAAGCUGGCCCGACACUUCCUGGGCCUGCAGACUCUGGGGCUAACGCUGAGUCGCUGCUACCGGGAAAUGGUGAUGCUGCUGCUGUUUAUCUGCGUGCCUAUGGCCAUCUUCAGUGCUCUAGCCCAGCUGCUGGAGCAUGGCCUGGACCUGGAGUCGCCGAAUGAGGACUACGCCAGCAUUCCAGCCGCCUGUUGGUGGGUUAUUAUCUCCAUGACCACUGUGGGCUAUGGAGACAUGUACCCCAUCACUGUGCCUGGGCGAGUGCUGGGUGGCCUGUGCGUGGUGAGCGGCAUCGUGCUCCUGGCACUGCCCAUCACCUUCAUCUACCACAGCUUCGUGCAGUGCUACCAUGAGCUCAAGUUCCGCUCGGCCCGCUGCACGCGGAGCCUGUCCGCAGAGUUUCUCGACUGAGGGAUCCCUGAUGUCGCUACCCCCCCUGACAACUCUUCAGAGACCUCCAUCCACCCUGGAAGUGUGCAUCGAUCGGAAACAUGGCCUCUAUCAUUGGUCUCACACUUUAUUUAACGUAUUUUGUUGAUUUAUCCCUCAUCUUGGAACAUCAGUAUGAGGGGUUAUGUGUUUUGAGGAUUGCAUAUAGCACAGCCUUCUUCAAUAGUCAAUUCCAAAUAGGAAGUAACGGAACCCGAUGGGGACAAGGACUGUUUCCACGGCUGCCAUGGUGACAGUGGUGUUCGGGGCAGAUGUCCCUGACAGGAUGUCAUCGUUGGAGGGCAGCUGGAUGGUGUCAAACCAGACAGAGGCCUUCAUAUUACUGUGGAUUAUACAGAAUUUAGCCAGUCUCACAGUACAACCUUCUUCUCACAUGGCGACAUGCCACAAAAGAGAUUUGAGUUUUAAUGCAAUUUUCAAUCCCACACUUCUGGCAAUGUCACAGUGUGAGGAUGGAAGGUAACAUUUCUCUUCUCUUUCAUCAAUCAUUUAUUUCUAGUGUUCCUGUGGCCAGUCAGUGAACAACAAUGCAUAACCAAGAACCAAAGCGUAUGAGUACAGUGAACACUGUUCCCUUUAAUCUUUUACUUCAACGCUCGCGCUUCCCCUUUUAUUUUGCGUAGGCAAACCUGACAAAUAUAAAAACACAACACACACUGUGAAUUUGAAUGAGCCCAUUUACAACUCAAACAAGGUCACAUUCUAAACCUAUUAACCAUUCCACCUGAAAGCCAAACCAAUGCAAAGUGGUUUUGAAAGGUAUUUUUUUCGCAGAAACCAAGAGAGGGGGUGGGAGGGGUUGAACAAGAAAGAGUACAGUACCGUAUGGGUCUGUCAGCUCAGCUGUGUAGGCAGGUCUUUAAUGUGGAACACGGAGCCACAGAGCGAGAGUGUGUCAUGGAGAAACUGGUGGUUCGGCUGACAUCACACAGUGCAGUAAGGAGAGGGCAUGUCUGCCUCAGCCUCGUGAGCGCUGCGGGUCUUCUGACUGGAGGAGUGGAACCAUUUGUGGCUGGUGUCAAAACCUUGGUAGCCUCUUCCUGUCACAACAAAGGCACUCGGCACAACCACCACAGCCUUGGUAGGCACUCCUCUCAAUGUUGUUGUCUGGCCCACCCGCUUCUCCUUGACACUCUGUCGACGCCAUGUUUGGGUGGCUUGUGUGACGCAUUCGGCCUCCUUUCCUGCCAGAGUGAAUUUGGGUGUCUCUGAAAAGCUUUUAUCAUGCCUUCACUAAUUUCUUUCGUGGGGAAUUGGGAAUGGGGUCAUCGUGUGUUCUCUUCAUAUCAGCCGGGUUCAGGCUACACUACCUGUUAUCACUAACAAGCACCAUCUCUGUUUUUCCCAGAUUGUGCAUAGAUGUGUUUGCUCUAGGACUGGGUUUUCAUGUUCGCUAACAGAAUCUGUAAAUGUAAUAUUGUAAAGGGUUUGCUCUCUGAAAAAAACCCAAUCUGUUCUUGACCUCAUUUUAUCUGAAUUCUAUUUUCAACCAAAGCAGUUUUAUAUCUUCCAGAAGCACUUUUUAUAGUAGGAGCAGAAAAUGAAAGUUCAUCAAGGUAACGAUUAAUGUAUAUGAGUGUUAUUGUCAGAGUGCUCUAUUUGAUGUGAUAGAUAUUGACUGCCGGGACUCACAGUCUAAUUGUACUAGUGACGCUGGUUCUUUUGACACAGAUUUAGUUCCUUUGCUUUGUCCUCAGUGUUAUAGUUUCCACUAGCUGCAGACAGCCCCAUCUGCUCUCUCUGAUCUACCCCCGCUUUCACUUGGCUGUUUUCCAAACCCAGUAGUCACAAUGCUUUAACUGUGUGGAAUGCUGAUAGGAUACGAUUGAUUAAAACUGUUAUUUCAGAACUUUGGGCAUCAGGGUCUUGGAAGAAGAGAAGGCUUGACUAGACUUAAUCGACUUUGAAAAUGUUAGAUUUGCAUUUAUAUUAGUAUGCAGGAUGGUGUUGUUCAGAGGUAUUGGAAGAAUUGUAUUGCAAGAGCCUGUCAUCUAAGCAUUCCUUCCUAUUCUCACUACAACUUCCCUGGAGGAAAACCAAUUUCAUUAAAACUUCAACAACUCCCAACAGGGGGAGUUUGCAAUUCCAACGGCCCUAAUAUCUCAAUGCCGACGAUGAACUCAAACCAACAGGUGCAAUAUCACACCAAAGAGCCUGAGAGUAAACAACUUGAGUUUUCACUUUGAGUAUGUGAGCAAACAAUGAGUUUUGAACGAGAAGGGAGCUAGCAGCAACAUGUCGCCUAUCUCUGUAAGAGCCUCCUUACCAACAGAAAUAAUUUCCUAUCACUUACUCUUGUCAUCCUUCACACGACAAACAUGGUAUAUUAUCUCUGCUCUGGUUUAUAAACUCAUAGAAAGUCACAUUGCUCCACAGCAAUUAGGACUUGUAUAUCUGACCAGCCUACGUUUCCUUAACAUAAAUCCACAUCAAUCAGAUCUCCCUGGAUUCUACUCCAAUUUAGUGAAAAAUGUCCACCACAUUCAUCAGGGAUUCUAACUGCUACAGGGGUAACUGAGACUCUUAACACCAUCGAUGGGACCACAAGCUGGAGAUUCUCUAACCAUAUUCUGUCCCUCUUCUUCUUCGUCUAUCUUUCUGUCUGCCUGGCUCUUUUUUUUCUUUCCCUCUCUCUCACAUACACACACACACACACACACACACACUCUCUCUCACACACACACAUAGGUGAGCGUUUUGUGAGUGGUUUUUCUCUUGGAGAGCUCCAUUUUAAUAACAUGGGUAAACAAGAGAGUGGAUUUGACUUUUAUUUUGCCAAUCCAAACUGCACAUAUGUAUAAUGAAACGUCAGAAAGGUCAUCAUAAAUGACAUUAUGAAUAAAUCAAUUGACACACAAAAAGGGGAUUAUAAAUCAGGCAAUAAAAACUACUUUUGAGAAGAUUAAACAUUGUUCACUGGUUAUGAAAUCAUUGUGUGACCUAUUUAAUGUCUGUCUGACUGACACCCUGUCACUUGUGACAUCGCUCUUCUCAAUGAAAUACUAAAAUAGUCCAUGCCCCACUCAGUGCAAUCUUGAUAUUUUGACCAGGACAAUAUUAUGUGAGUAUCUCUGUUUUCUUCAGAAUAUGUAUUUUGACAAAGGACUGAAACUGAAAAUGAACUGUUCUGGAAAAGUUACUGUUGUGUUGAGGAUCAGGAAUAAGGCAAUUGGAUGUUGUUUGGAACAAAUGUUGUAUUUCUUAAAUCAGUUUUUCAGAAUAAGUGCAGAAUAUUUUCACUGCUCUUAAACACUUUAGGACAGUUUUCUAUGCUCACAGUGGAUGUAGUUGGGGCAAAAGUGGGCCCACAUUUGUUACAAUGGAAAUAGUUCAAGAGAAAAAUACCUAAUUAUUAUUUGAAAAGUUUGUACAUUUUCUACAAGACUUAAAAUAUGACUUAUACUCACAUAAAUAGAGGACCUGCUACUUCUGGAUACUGUACUUUGUCGCACCCAAACACCUUAUGUGGGCAUCUCUAGCUUAUUGCUGCUUCAAUAGAAUGUACAAGUGCAACCGUGCAUAUAUCUCUUGAAGAAAUGGUUGUGUUUCUGCAAGCCAUAGUUUUUUUCCCUUAUUUUUUAUGGAACCAGCUAUUUUGUAUAGAGCUUAUGUUGUUUACAGAUAGACUUGUUGUUUUUAAAUAAAGAAAAUCUAAGUCUAA
Messenger RNA from Oncorhynchus kisutch (coho salmon), 5394 nucleotides. Its product is annotated as potassium voltage-gated channel subfamily G member 3. The transcript has 2 exons. Bases 396 to 1694 code for a protein of 432 amino acids. Gene Ontology annotation, biological process: action potential; potassium ion transmembrane transport; protein homooligomerization. NCBI's taxonomy places the organism in Eukaryota, Metazoa, Chordata, Actinopteri, Salmoniformes, Salmonidae. The record is from RefSeq and is a predicted model, not a curated record. Gene Ontology annotation, cellular component: membrane; voltage-gated potassium channel complex. Gene Ontology annotation, molecular function: delayed rectifier potassium channel activity.